Molecule: messenger RNA, 2937 nt
Organism: Rotaria sordida
Lineage: Eukaryota; Metazoa; Rotifera; Eurotatoria; Philodinida; Philodinidae
Source: the annotation of a GenBank genome assembly
AUGUCUUUACUUGAUCAAAAUUGGAGUGCUGGUGGUAAUGCUGAUGAUGAAGCACAAGAUGAUAAUCAACAAGGACGACAAAUUACAACAUCUCGUGAUGGUACUUUAAUGUUAAUUGAAUGUGCACCACACAUGUUUGAACGAUUAGCUAAUCAAAUGAAACAAGAUUCAUCGAUUGAUGAUGAUGAUGAAGAUGCACAAUUAACAACAGGUUUUCAAUUAGUUAUGCGUGCUUGUCAACGUUUUUAUCAAUCAAAAAUAAUUUCAAAUGAUAAAGAUCUUAGUGGAAUUAUUCUUUAUGGAACAGAAAAUAGUCUUAAUGCAUUUGAUUUUAAACAUAUUUAUAUACUUCAUGAAUUAGCACAACCAUCAGCUGAACGUAUUAUACAAUUAGAAACAUUAUCAGAUAAAGAUGCAUAUAAAACAAAAUAUGAUGAAUUAUUUGGUUCAACACAAGCAACUGGUUAUUCAUUAAAUGAAGCUUUAUGGACAUGUUCAAAUUUAUUUUCAAAUUCACCACAACGUUUAACUGUAAAACGUAUAUUUAUAUUUACAUGUAAUGAUCAACCACAUGCAUCAAAUUUAACAUUAGAACGACAAGCUAAACAACGUGCUAAAGAUUUAAAUGAUGUUGGUAUUCAAUUAGACGUAUUUCCAAUAUUAACAGAAACAAUAAUAAAAUUUGAUUUUAAAAAAUUUUUUCAAGAUGUUCUUAUGUUAAGUGAUGAAGAUCUUGAUAUUAGAAAUAAUCAAGAACCAACAGGACGAUUAAAUGAAUUAUUAAAACUUGUUUAUUCAAAAGAACAUAAAAAACGUGCUUAUUGUACGGUUCCAUUUUCAUUAGGCAAAGCAGCUGAUGGUACACCAUUGGGAUUUUCUGUUUCAGUUUAUAAUAUGGUUCGUCCAUGUCCAAAACCAACAAAGAUUAAAUUAGAUAUGAAAACAAAUUUGGAAACAAAAAUUGUUACAAAACAUUAUCUUCCUGAAACAGCUGAAAUUCUCAUGCCGUCAGAUAUUCAAUAUGGUUUAGAUGUAUCAAAUCGUCGUAUAUUAUUUGAUUCAGAUGAAAUAAAAGCAAUAAAAAAAUUCGGUGAUCCAGGUUUUGAAUUACUUGGUUUUAAAAGUCUUUCAUGUUUAUCACCACAUCAUUAUGUAAAACCAGGUCAUUUCAUUUAUCCCGAUGAAAAAUAUGUUGAAGGAAGUUCAUGUUUAUUUAAUGCUCUAUUAAAAAAAUGUUUAGAAAAAAAAAUGUUUAUUCUAUGUCAAUUUUCAGCUAGACGAAAUACACCACCACGUCUUGUUGCACUUAUACCACAGGGUGAAGAAAUGAAUAAAAGAGUUAAAAAUGAUCGUUUAGCAUCGAACGGUUUUCAUGUUCAUUAUUUACCAUAUGCUGAUGAUAUACGUACAUUACCUAAAAAUGAUACAACACGUGCAGCAAAUGAUGAAGUUGAUUUAUUUAAAAAUGUUGUACGUGGUUUAAAAUUUAAAUAUCGUGCAGAUAAAUUUGAAAAUCCAGCAUUACAAACAUUAUGGAGAAAUAUUGAAGCAACAGCUUUAAAUAAAGGUGAACCCGAUGAAUUUAUUGAUUUAACAAUUCCAAGUGUAGAAAAUCAAAAUCGAAAAGUUGCAGGAUAUAUUGAUGAACUUAAACAAAUGAUUUUUCCACCUGGUUAUGUUAUGGGUGCAACAAAAAAAUCAGCAGCAAAACGAAAGUGUGAAACAAAUGGUUCACCUGGCAGUGCAAAAAAAUCAAAAGAUGAUGAAAAUAUUGAUGUUGAAGCUGCAGCAAAGAGUCAUCUGUUAAGUAAAUUAACUAUACCUAUAUUGAAAGAUUAUUGUAGAGAUAAAAAAUUAAAAGCAUCAGGUACUAAAAAACAAGAUUUUAUUGAUGACGGUCGAGAUUUGAUCCUUUGUCGAUCACUUUCAUCUGCUGUUAAUCACCGUGACAUUGGAGGUUUUAUCUAUUCAUAUAAGUAUUUAACUAUGUCGAAUAGUAGUACUAAAACAGCAAUUGAAUCAGCACUAAUUGCAGACCAAGGUCCAUGGGCAUCUGUUGGUGAACAUCCAAAUGCAAUAACGAAUCGUUUUUAUACAUAUGAACGUGUUGAAGAAAUUGUUGCAUUUAUUCAAAAUAUUGUUCCAACUAAACCUGAAAUAGCUAUUAUAUGUGGUUCUGGUCUUGGCGGUUUAGCUGAACUAGUUGUCAACAAAAUUGUUAUUCCUUAUGCUGACAUUCCACAUUUUCCGAAAUCAACAGUUGUUGGUCAUCGUAGCAAUCUUGUAUUUGGAGCAUUGAAUGGAGUUUAUGUUGUUUGCAUGCAAGGUCGAUUUCAUCCUUAUGAAGGAUAUACUACUGCCACAUGUGCUUUUCCAGUACGAGUGAUGCGCAUGCUUGGAGCACAUACAUUAAUUGUUACUUGUGCUGCUGGUGGUAUUAAUAAAGAUUAUAGUGUUGGUGAUAUAAUGUUAAUUAAAGAUCAUUUAAAUUUUCCUAGUAUGGCUGGUAAUAAUCCACUUAUUGGUCAUAAUGAUGAACGAUUUGGACCACGUUUUCCACCUGUUGGUCAUGCAUAUGAUCGUCAAUAUUCAUCUCAAAUGAAACAAGUUGCUAAAAAGCAUAAUCUUCAAUUACGUGAAGGAAUUUAUUGUGCAUUAGGUGGACCUUGUUAUGAAACAAUAGCAGAAAUCAACAUGCUUAGAUUACUUGGUUGUGAUGCUGUUGGUAUGUCAGUAGUGCAUGAAGUCACGUUAGGAGCUCAUUGUGGUUUCCGUAUGCUUGGUCUUGCCUUAAUAACAAAUAAAUGUUUAUCAGAAUAUGAUUCAACAGUUGAAGCACUUCAUGAAGAUGUUAUUCGUAUAAGUGAAUUAAAAGCCAAUGAAUUACAACAACUUAUAUUGGAUUUUGUUGGUCUUCUUAAACAAAAUAAAAAAUAA